Messenger RNA from Sarcophilus harrisii (Tasmanian devil), 5260 nucleotides. It is a transcript of the gene ADGRG1, whose product is annotated as adhesion G protein-coupled receptor G1. NCBI's taxonomy places the organism in Eukaryota, Metazoa, Chordata, Mammalia, Dasyuromorphia, Dasyuridae. Gene Ontology annotation, molecular function: heparin binding; G protein-coupled receptor activity. The record is from RefSeq and is a predicted model, not a curated record. Gene Ontology annotation, biological process: adenylate cyclase-activating G protein-coupled receptor signaling pathway; cell surface receptor signaling pathway. Bases 290 to 2353 code for a protein of 687 amino acids. The transcript has 14 exons. Gene Ontology annotation, cellular component: membrane.
CUAGGGCGUUGCUGUGUUCUUGAACCGAGAGGAUGAAGUGGGCAGGCAGUGAGUGUGUAUGUGUGGGGAAGGGCAUGGUUAGGCGAGGGAUGGCACUCCCCCAAGGGGAAUUUUCAGGGGUCUGAGCCCGACCCUGGGGUGCUUUCUAGAGAGAUGACCAGCUUGGGUGGAGAAGUCAGAGUUCUACCCUCUUCUCAAGGGAAGCCGCCUGGCAAUAUUAAGCUGAGAGAAUCAGGUUUAUGUUGGAUGGAUUCAUCUGGUCCCAGGUGGUGACCUCCCUGUGAUACUGAUGAGGAACAUGGCGGGCCAGUCAUUUCCUAAUGUGGCAGUUUUCCAUAUGAGUCUGUUCUUCCUCUUCCAAGGGAUCCAGGGCAGUAACCACAAAGAUGAGUUCAGGUUCUGUGGGCAAAGGAACCAGACCCAUUUCAGCAGCUUGAAAUACAUUCAAAGUCAUUCUCACCACAUUGUCAUUGAGAAUACAGAGAAUUUCUUAACAAUCAAGGCUCCAUUUCCUGCCAAAGACUCCCUGUCCUGGCACUUCCCUUUUCCCCGAGGCCCGUAUCAUUUUUGCCUCUACUGGCUUCCAAAUGCCAAGAAGUUCCAACUCACUUAUGGCAAGACCACUUAUGAGCUGAGUGACCAGGCCCGCCAGUUUCUGUGCUUCAGCCACCUGGAGGUUGCAGACUUGGGGCAGGAGCCCUUAUUGCUCAACCCUUCCUACAGCUCUUGGAGAAAACCACAGAACACCAGCCUUCUGAGUAGCCAUCGAUACAACUUCCACUUCCAUGAUCCCCCUGGUGAUGUCUCUUCUCACAAUGGGUCAGUGGACAUGUGUGACCUGAAACGAGAACUACAGUCACUUAGCGUGCUCUUGAGCAACCCUGGAAAAGCCGGCAGGAAACCGGCCUCCAACAGCAAGCAUCUCCAGAACUUAGAGUCAAAGUUGGUGGGCGUACACUUCAAUGGGGAUAAGGCUUCCUUUGAAGAGGAGAAGAUCAAUGUCACUGUGUGGAAACUGAGUCCAGAAGUGAAGGAUCUGCACAUCCAUUCCAAAGUGGAGGUGGAGCAGAGCACGGUGCAAAAGUACUCCGUGAAGCUGCCUGGUGCCCUCUUCACAAAGGCCAAAGGCAGGCGAGGAGAAGCCAACAAGAGGCUCCUUCUCGUGGAUUUUAGCAGCCAGGCCCUAUUCCAGGAUAAAAACUCCAGCCAAGUCCUCGGAGGGAAAGUUCUGGGUAUUGUUGUACAGAACACCAAGGUGUCCAACCUUCAGGAGCCCGUGGUCCUUACCUUCUGGCACCAGCCACAACCAAAGAACGUGACCCUACAGUGUGUGUUCUGGGAAGACAACUCAGAAUCUGGGAGCUCAGGGAGUUGGAGUGAUUCUGGCUGCAAGACCAAGGUUGGGGAGACAAACACUUCUUGUUUCUGCAACCAUCUGACUUACUUUGCUGUACUGAUGGUCUCCUCCGUGGAGAUGGAUGUCGUCCACAAGCACUAUCUCACUCUGCUUUCCUAUAUCGGCUGUGUCAUCUCAGCCUUGGCCUGCAUCCUGACAAUUGCCAUUUACCUGUUCUCCCGGAGAAAGCAGAGAGACUACACCAUCAAAGUCCACAUGAACCUCCUGCUCUCUGUCUUCUUCCUGGACCUGAGCUUUCUACUCAGUGAACCUGUGGCUCUCCUGGAGAAUGAGUUGGGCUGUCAGAUCAGCGCCAUCUUCCUGCACUUCUCUCUGCUGGCCUGCCUCACUUGGAUGGGCAUCGAAGGCUAUAAUCUCUAUCGACUGGUGGUGGAAGUCUUCAGCACCUAUGUCCAUGGCUACUUGGUCAAGCUGUGCCUCGUGGGCUGGGGGCUCCCUAUCUUUUUGGUGACAGUGACAGCAUUGGUGGAUGGGGAGAACUACGGCUCCAUCAUACUCACCGUCCAGAAGUCAUCUGAAGAUAUUAUCUACCCUUCCAUGUGCUGGAUUAGGGACCCUAUUGUCAGCUACAUCAUGAACCUGGGCUACUUCUGCCUGGUGUUUCUGUUUAACGCCGUGAUGCUGGGCACCAUGACCGUGCAGAUACUGCGGCUGAACCAGCGUGGCCAGAAGUGGCAGCAUGCCCUCACCCUGCUGGGGCUCAGCCUGGUCCUGGGCAUCCCUUGGGCUUUGGUCUUUUUUGCCUUCACCUCUGGCAUGUUCCAGUUGGUUGUGCUUUAUCUCUUCAGCAUUAUUACCUCCUUCCAAGGAUUCCUGAUCUUCCUCUGGUACUGGUCCAUGAAGCUCCAGGCCAGGGGCCCCUCCCCUCUGAAGAGCACCUCGGACAGCGUCAAGUUACCCAUCAAUUCUGGGAGCACUUCUGGCAGCCGCAUCUAGGCACUGAGGGGACCUACAUGCCCACUCCAGAUAAGGGAAGAGGAGAAAAGGCGAAAACCAGUUUUCCAUGCUCCACUUUCCUCCUUCUCCCACCUUUCACUGCCCUUGGUUCAUGUGUGGACUUUCUUAGUCUCUCUCACUGGAUUUCUCCUUCAUAGUCCUGAUAAAUGUUCUGGGGGGUUAGUGGAGGCUUUCUCUGGUCCCAAGAGUGACUUAUGAUGACUGUAGAGAAAAGAAAGACAUGUGAUGCAUGUGAUGAAAGUCAUCUUCGGUGGUAGGGUGGGAAGAGAAGCUAAUAGGCUUGAAUGGAAUGAUGGGAGAAAAGAAAUGAGAUGCUUUCUUGGCUGUGACAUUUGUCAGCUGUUCUAUAAUCCCACACUGAGGCUAAAGCUUAACACUGAGCUUUAGACACUUCAGCUUUAGCUUGGAGACCACACCAAAAAUAUUCCCUGAUCCAUUCUCAGAAGGAACCAAAAGGUUAGUUCUAGGUAAAUAGUCUAGACUGAACUACCUUUUUCUGAGUUUGUUUCAGAUUUCAGCUCAAGAUGUAGUGGGGGGAACCAUUCUAACAAUUAAAAUUACCCCAAAAUAGAAUAGAUUGCCUCAUGAUGUAGUAGGUGGAAGUGUUCAAGUCGAAGGUCAAUGAAAAAAUAUUUGUCAUGAAUUUUUCAGAUGGAAAUUCUGUCCAAAUAGAAGAAUCCCAGCAAGCUCAAAGUGCUGUAGAAGGUCAUAGAUUUCUCCAGACCAAUCAUGACCUGGGAUUGGCAGUGACUUCUCAGGUCCCAACUCAUUCCUUCCUCCUGUCUCAGUAACGAUAUGGGGCAGAAAUGUCAGUCAGAGCUCAGAUAUUGAUAGAUCUAGAAAGCUUCUGCCAUCCUCUGCCUCAUACCCCAACACCAUAGGAUUAUGGAGCAUCUUUCCCUGCGAUCUUCCUCCAAUUCUGAAAUUAAGAGCCCUUAGCCAAAAUCCCAUUCUCACCAUUCUCAUUUUUAUCUAUUUUUUCUAAUAUGAGGUCAAAUCAAAAUGCUCCAUGGGGAGUAGUGAAGAGUGUGUGUGUAUGUGUGUGUAUGUGUGUGUGUGUGUGUUUGUGUGUUAGCUGAAGCUCAAAAAUGAAUAAGGGGAGAAAGAAUCUUCUCAUUUUUACAGCUAGAGAAACUGAGGUUCAGAGAGGGCUGUGAUAUGUGAUGGUCACAGAGUCAGGUCUCCAUCUUUGCUCCUUCUCUACUACACUGCCUUUUCACCAGACCAAAUCUCUCUUCUGAGCCCCCAAGAACAAUCAGGAGUGGGAGAUUGUGGUCUAUAGUCUUGUCUCCUCCAGAGACAAGCUCCCACUCUUCCCAUCUCCAGUCAGUCCACCAUCUUGGGAUAAUUUUUUCUUAGCUGUCAUGCACUGUGGUCAUUGUAUAUAUUUUUACAUAUUGUACAUAGUCUGUGAUUUUAAUCAAAAACACUCCUUCCUCUGACACUGGUUCAUUAAAGAAUAUCUGUUGCCAACCUUCCCAGAUUUCUUUGAAACUACUCUGCCUCUCCCCCACCAAACCCUAUCCCCAAAUAGAUGGAUGCAUGAUGGAAAAUAAUUCAAUCAAGCAAAGGGCAGAUUAGUCCUUCAUUAACCACACCACAGAACAAGCAUUUUGGAUCCAGAAAAUUGGGACAAGAUUGGAAGGAGGGCACCGACUCUAUCAAGUCCUCUGACAAAAGUUGGAUCAUCGCUUUUAGAGAAAAAGGUCUUUAGUGAAAUGGAUGUUCUGGGUGUGAACUGGAAUCUGGAGGACCUGGGGUUCAAGUCCCUCCCAGUGGAUCUCCCUGACUCUGGGUCAUCAUCUGUAAGAAGGCAUCGGGAUAGACAGCCUUUGAGAUCUCUUUUCAACUCUGAAUCUAUCUUGUCAUGAAAUCCACCUUGUGUAUUUUGCAGAUGAGGAAAUAUCUGGUGGCUGGUGGCAGAAUGACUUGUCCAAAGUGAUAUAUAGCAAACCUGGUAUUUGAACACUUUCAGACCAUGUUGCUUCUUGGUGAAAGAAGUCAGGAAGGCUUGAAGGAUGACGAAGGCUCAUGCUGCUCCAGCACCCUCAGAAGUUCUCCAUCCUAGUUGCCCUCCUUAAAGGGUCUGCUAAGAGAGAGCUGGCUAGUCCAAUGAGCCAAUCUGGGCGCAGCUACAGGUUAGCAGUUUGGUCCUCCUAUGUAACAAAGGCCUUGACUUGGGAAUUUCAGCCAGCAGGCUGAUGGCCAAGAUCUUUUGAAUCAUCUUCCUGAGAAUAUUAGAACUUGGAGGGACUUUUGAGGCAGAUCAUCUCAUGACAGGAUCAUAGAAUUUAGAAACAGAAUCUCUAGUUCAUUCCCUUUUUACAGAUGGGAAAACUGAGAUCUAGAGAGGUCAAGUGGCUUGCCUAAAGUAAUACAGCUAUUAAGAGGAAAAUAAUAAUUAAGCACACUUUCUUUGACUCCAAAUGUAGGAUUAAUCCCAAUGUACCCCACCAAUACUCUCAUUUUAUAUGAGGAAAUUGUGACCCAGAAAGGGGGAAAGAGUGAUUCUAUGUUCAUAUCAUGAGCUAGCCAAGACUGGAAAUCAAACCUUCACUCUUCUAACUCUCAGAUUAUGAUAUAGAGGCAACCUCCUAUUUUUCUCUCUGUGUUUCCAUUCCCUUUACCAAGAGAUGGCAGAUCCCUGCCUAAGAGAUCCCUGUCCCUAAAUUCUUAGUUCUCCUAUUUAAAAGAGGCACAAGAACUUUUGUAUCAAGGGUAAAAAUAGAAGGGAAGUCAAAAGGGACAAUUGUCUAAAAGAGUCUAGCCUAAAAUGUAGUGCUCUGGGUCUCCCUCCUUCAAGAGAGAAUUCUCGAAGAAGAAGGUCCAGGAGAUGGAAAUUACAGUAGGACCCUGGAUGUGGCAGCCCAGGCUCAUGGAAGAUCU